Microsporum canis CBS 113480 is the source of this 1995-nucleotide messenger RNA. RefSeq names its product acetolactate synthase. The record is from RefSeq and is a predicted model, not a curated record. Gene Ontology annotation, molecular function: thiamine pyrophosphate binding; flavin adenine dinucleotide binding; acetolactate synthase activity. Gene Ontology annotation, cellular component: mitochondrion; acetolactate synthase complex. Lineage: Eukaryota; Fungi; Ascomycota; Eurotiomycetes; Onygenales; Arthrodermataceae. Gene Ontology annotation, biological process: L-valine biosynthetic process. The coding region runs from base 1 to 1995 and encodes 664 amino acids. The transcript has 4 exons.
AUGCUGUCUGCCAGGUCAAGGAGUGCGCUCCGAGCUGCCAGCUGUCUCUCACACUCAUCACAGGCCGGUAGGAGGCAGUUCUCGACUACCGUCGUAGCCUCUGCUCUCUCGCCGCAUCGAAGACCGUCACAGAAGACCGCGUCUCUAGAUACUUCGAGGCGUGGACAGAGCACGGCUACCGCUUCUUCACCUUUUGUUGGGCUGAGCGGUGGUCAGAUCUUUCAUGAGAUGAUGUUGCGUCUUGGUGUGAAACACAUAUUUGGAUACCCCGGAGGUGCUAUUUUGCCUGUUUUUGACGCCAUCUUCAACUCGAGCCACUUCGACUUUGUCCUCCCACGACAUGAACAAGGUGCUGGUCACAUGGCCGAGGGAUACGCCCGAGCUACGGGAAAACCUGGUGUUGUCCUUGUUACCUCAGGCCCUGGAGCCACUAACGUCAUUACCCCGAUGCAAGAUGCCCUUUCGGAUGGUACUCCCAUGGUCGUUUUCUGCGGACAGGUCCCCACCACCUCUAUUGGCACAGAUGCUUUCCAGGAAGCCGACGUUAUCGGUAUCUCGAGAGCUUGCACAAAAUGGAAUGUUAUGGUAAAAAACGUCGCAGAGCUUCCGAGGCGUAUCAAGGAAGCGUUUGAGAUUGCUACCAGUGGCCGCCCCGGACCAGUCCUGGUUGAUCUUCCCAAGGACGUUACCGGUGGAAUUCUGCGAAAGGCUAUCCCUAUGGCUUCCAGUAUCCCCUCUCACCCCAGCGCAGCCUCCAUUGCUGCCCGUGAACUCAGCCGGCAACAGUUGGAGGCUUCUAUCGAACGUGUGGCUAAGCUGAUCAAUAUGUCGAAAAAACCGGUCCUGUACGUCGGCCAAGGCCUCAGCGCUCGCCCGGAAGGCCCAGCGCUGCUGAAAGAGCUAGCCGAUAAAGCCAACAUCCCUGUCACCACAACCUUGCAAGGUCUUGGCGGCUUUGAUGAACUGGACCCAAAAUCCCUGCACAUGCUGGGAAUGCACGGCUCCGCUUAUGCAAACAUGGCCAUGCAAGAGGCUGAUCUCAUCAUCGCCAUGGGAGCUCGCUUCGAUGACCGUGUUACCGGAAAUAUCGCAAAAUUCGCUCCCCAAGCCAAGGCCGCUGCCCUAGCAGGCCGCGGUGGUAUCGUACAUUUUGAAGUGAUGCCCAAGAACAUCAACAAGGUUGUUGAAGCUACCGAAGCCGUCGAAGGUGACUGUGCAGAUAACCUUGCCAUUCUUCUCCCCCAUAUCACUCCCGUUGCAGAACGACCCGAGUGGUUUGCACAGAUCAACGACUGGAAAGCUCGCUUCCCACUCUCUUCAUAUGAUCGCCAAACACCCGACGGCCUUAUAAAACCACAGGCAGUCAUCGAAAAACUCAGUGAGAUGACAGCCCAUCGGAAAGACAAGACUGUCAUCACCACCGGUGUAGGCCAGCAUCAGAUGUGGGCUGCUCAGCACUUCCGUUGGCGCCAUCCACGCACGAUGAUCACCUCUGGUGGAUUGGGAACCAUGGGUUACGGCCUGCCGUCCGCCAUUGGUGCCAAAGUAGCUCGGCCAGAUGCCCUUGUCAUCGAUAUUGACGGUGACGCCUCCUUCAACAUGACUCUCACCGAACUUUCGACUGCUGCCCAGUUCAACAUUGGCGUCAAAGUCAUUGUACUAAACAACGAGGAACAGGGCAUGGUCACACAAUGGCAGAGCUUGUUCUACGAAGACAGAUUUGCACAUACACACCAGAAGAACCCAGAUUUCGUCCUUGUUUCAGAGGCCAUGGGUGUCCAGGCUCGAAGGUGCUUGACACCGGACCAGGUAGAGUCAAGUCUGCAAUGGUUGAUAGAUAGUAAGGGACCAGCAUUGUUGGAGAUUAUGACCGACAAGAAGGUUCCAGUCCUGCCAAUGGUGCCUGCUGGAAAGGCUUUGCAUGAGUUCUUGGUAUAUGAUGAAGCCAAAGAAAAGGAACGAAGAGCCAUAAUGAAGAAGCGAUCUGGGCAUUAA